CUUGCACCAACGCAACAGAACGAAUCAGCCAUGGAAGUACAUCCAUUCGACCAGGAAGCCUUCGACGCAGCCGCGAAGGAGGAAAGCAUUGAUGAAAUCAGGGGUAUUGGCCAAACUAUCCACUGGAACAAUUGUGACCGUGCAUUCCAAAAGAAAUGCAAAGGAGGCGUUUGGUUAGGCAUGCCUAAGGAGGGAGGGCGGGUAAAAGUCCAUCCGGGCUUUUCGGUUUAUUUUAUCAGAGGCUCGAAUGGCGAGGUCAGAACGGCGGACGUGGCAUAAGUUCCAUUGUUUUCGAUCAAGACCUUAGCUUACAGGGACCAUGCCUUUGUUUGGCUUCUAUAGCCUCGUUGCCAGGUGAGAGGUACAUAGUUCAGGGGAAAGGUUUCUCAAUACAGCUUCACUAUACACAUUACAAAA
This is a messenger RNA of Fusarium redolens, 417 nucleotides long. RefSeq lists its product as uncharacterized. NCBI's taxonomy places the organism in Eukaryota, Fungi, Ascomycota, Sordariomycetes, Hypocreales, Nectriaceae. The coding region runs from base 31 to 279 and encodes 82 amino acids. The transcript has 2 exons. The record is from RefSeq and is a predicted model, not a curated record.